AUGUCGGAAGCUAUCGAAGGAACUGGUGGUUCAUGGAGGUCAGACUGGGACAACAUGACUCAAGUGGAGGGAGAGAUGAGACCAAGAGAGGCUAUAUCUAUGGAACUGUUUUUUGCAUCGAUGGAGAAGGACCCCAGACGAGUGUAUCAAGAGAUUUCUGGCCUUAUGCAUGGAGCUAGGAACCACAUAGGAAGACUCCAAUUGGAGCGAGACAAUCAGCAAAGACAAAUGAAUGAUUUGGACCAGCAGGUGGACAGUCUGAUAGAGGAACGGAACGCCCUACAGCAGACUGUGAACUCCUUGGCCUCACAAAUCAGACUGGUGGACACACAGCGGGUGCAACGAUCGGCAAAGCUUGAUGAUCCCAAGCACCUCACUGAUGGGAAAGAACCAAUAUUUGAGAACUGGCUCUCAAGAAUGAAACGCAAGCUGGCUGUCAAUGCUACCACUUUCCAACGGAUGAAAGCUGUAUCGCCUAUAUUGAAAACUGAACAGAUGUUUGAAACAGCAAAGGAAGUGUUUGUGUACCUUCAUGGAAUAUAUGAGGAUGUCAACAAGCUGGAGAAUGCAAAGAUGGAGUACCAACGGCUGGUAAUGAGAAAUGGAGAUGACUACCACAUAUUUGCAACCAAGUUCUUGCAUUUGGCUGGGGUAGCUCAAUUUCAAAAUGAAGAUUAUAAAGCAGACUUCCUCCAUAAGCUCUCCUUUGACCUGCAACGCAUGGUUGCAGCAGCCUGUGCCAAUUGCAUCACCUUUCGUGAGGUUCGGGAUAUCUGCGCCCGGACUGCUCACUAUCUCAAGAGCAUGCCCAGCUCAAACAACCGACGACCGCAAAAUACUGGGAAUCCACUUUGCCAUUCUGCAAGAGGUGGGGGUAAGACGUUAUACGAUGAAGAUAACCUACCUACCGAAGGAUGCGCAAGAUACUGGAUAGGGAUUGCGGACAACGCCACCCGUUUUAGGUGGAUUAUCCUGAUUGCCACGCCACGCCGGCGCUUAUGA
Paracoccidioides brasiliensis Pb18 is the source of this 1002-nucleotide messenger RNA. RefSeq lists its product as uncharacterized. The transcript is spliced from 3 exons. The record is from RefSeq and is a predicted model, not a curated record. The coding region runs from base 1 to 1002 and encodes 333 amino acids.